UCGGCAUACAGUUGCAAGUUUGAUGGAGAAUCGCCAUCAGGAGAGCAGCAGACCGUCACCUGUGUUCAGCCUCCGGCCAACUUAUGUGUGACCAGUUGGUGCGUUGGCUCGGCAGGUAGUUUGACCUGUGGGCCGGGCAACGGCAACGACCCCGUUUGCAUUUCCGGUGCUACGGGCCAGGACAUCAGCAACUUUGCGUUCUUCUACACCUGUUGUCCGGGAUCGGCCACGACAACCACGACCACGACCACAACUACCACUGCGGUGCCCAGCUGCGUCAAUGAGGAGUUCGAUUGUCCGUCCGAGGUUGGUUUCUUGCCUUUGCAGGUGAUCAACACAGGCAACCGAAACAACCAGAACCUCGUGGCCAGCAUCCGAUCCUUGGACAUCACCACUGGCCAGUACUCCGACGUUUGUGAGGUCCAAGGUGUGGAUCUAAACGCUUGUGGGCUGGCUCAAAGCAACUUCAUCUACUGCGUGGCGCGUGACUCCAACGAAGGGGAGAUAAACCCAGGGCAGUUGGUUCGAGUGACAUGUCCACUGCCCACUCAGGAGGGCCCUGGGGUCGGUUCGGUGUGUUAUUUGGGCUUGGUGCAAGGAAGGCCCUUCUCCGGCACCACAGACACCCGCGUAGAUUCCAUGCUAACCCUCAACGGCAAUACGCUUUUCAAUUACUCAAACAUCGAUUCGCUGGUGGCGAACGGCCUCGGGUGGAGUUUUCAAAAUCAAUCUACAGAGAACUUGCCCCGCACAUCCGCAAGCACCAAUGUUCCAAGCAGCAGCAGCAUAGCAGAUUUCGUGGUGCUGCCCGACACAACCUUUGAGGGAGAUACCGGGGAUUGGUUUGUCGGCUGUGGCCGUCAAAAUCUGCCCAACAACGAGGAGAGGGCUUUGGUGUAUGUGCAGCUGCUGGGCUCCAACCCCAUGGUGUCCUAUGACCUGAGCAUGGUGCCGGCGGGUCCAGGCAUUACUCUGCCAAGGGGCAUUUCAGGAGCACAGUGGAUCUUCGGCUUCGUCGUCUUCUGCGCAUACAACAAUGGCCAGGACGGCGUCUACCAGAUAGACUUGAACACC
Symbiodinium pilosum is the source of this 1074-nucleotide messenger RNA. The record is from the annotation of a GenBank genome assembly. Lineage: Eukaryota; Dinophyceae; Suessiales; Symbiodiniaceae.